CACAGGCGACCUGUCACGAGUGGCCGGCCCGCCCACCGCGCCGCGCCCGACGGACCCGGCGAGCGAGGCGGCAGCUCUCCGGAGUGGCUCUCGGGCCUCCUCGUCGCCAUGGCGCUCGGCAGCGCUUGGUGGGGCCGAGCUGUGGCGCGGGCCAGGAGAGCCGGCGGGCUACUGAGGGGAGAGGCGUGCCCCUGGGUACGGAGGGCGGCGAGGGCCAACUCCGGCCGCGGCCCGGGACUCCCGCCCGCCUCGGAGCUGGACAAGGCGGACGCCUGGUUGCUUCGGAAAAGUCACGAGACCGCGUUCCUAUCCUGGUUUCGGAACGGGCUGCUUGCCACAGGCAUCGGCGUGAUUUCCUACGUGCAGGGAGACACGGGGCGGGAAGCAGCCUACGGUUUCUUCAUCCUUGGGGGGAUCUGCGUCUCGUACGGCAGCGCCUCCUAUUUUGCCAGCCUCUUCCUCCUCCGUCGCACCAUGAUGCUGUCCUACUCUGCAGCUCUUCUGAACUCUGCCGCAGUCGUCACAGUGGCGCUCUUCUGGCUGUGUGCCAUCUCUCUGUACAUCGGCCGGUUAGAGGUAGAAAUCAUCCAAGAUGAUGCCAAUGAUAAGAGAAAGGAGGACGGGAAGUCGGAAAAAUGAAGGUCAAAGCGACCCUUCUGGACACGACGAUGCUCUGAGGAAUGAUUCUGAAGGCCAACGCCUGGGAGACGGGCUGGAUGGCCCCACGGCAGGCAGGCAGGCAGGCAGGCAGGCGGCUGAUUGGCUCGCUCUCCUGCAAAUGAGAGACGGGGGGAGGUGUUGGCUGUUUUCUAUUUAUUUCAGGUUUUCUGGAUGGGCUCUGGGCAGCAGCAGUAAAUCAGUUCACUGGAAGGGCAAAGGAGGAGGAGUUUAAAGGGCCCUCUUCUGGGUGAAGGAGCUCUCCAGAAGCAGGCAUUCUUGCUACCCAGGGAUCUCCAGUGCUUUUCACGAGUGAGCCUGCUUUGCAACAUGCCUCCCCUACUGCUUCAACCAAGUUUCCUUGUUUCGAAGCCACAUGCAGCAAAAAGGUAUCCGAGCAAAAGCCAGUUCUGUUAGCGUCUUCUGCAUAGCUUGCCUUGGCUGUUCCACCCUCGCUUAUGCUCCAGACGUUCCCCCGUUGGAUGCGCAUCGCUUCGGUUGCUGGACCAGCUGCUGUUCUGGUCAGUGGACAUUUAUAUUAAAGACGCCAAAAGCAA
Molecule: messenger RNA, 1214 nt
Organism: Candoia aspera
Lineage: Eukaryota; Metazoa; Chordata; Lepidosauria; Squamata; Candoiidae
Gene: TMEM160
Product: transmembrane protein 160
Exons: 3
Coding region: 109-639 (176 amino acids)
Source: RefSeq, a predicted model, not a curated record